CUUUCUGUUACUUGUACUGUUCGCUGAUAAAAAAUUCUGUCGAAAAAAUGCAAGUCUGAUUGUUUAUCUUCUAAUUUAUAUAUUCAUAAAAAUAUCAUACAUAUUGACUGAUAUGUCAAAUCUAUAAAUUUAUAAUAAUAAAAUCAUGUAAUAUCAUAUAUCUUCGAAGAAGAGCAUUUUUAUCAUUUCUGUGUUGACUUUCAUCAACUGCCAAUAAUCUUGAUGACGCCAUCACAAAAAAUGACAGUGAAUAAGGAUCUAGAAUAUGAACGAAGCAAAUGUACAUUUCAACCUAUUGAAUUAACGUAUUUCUUCGAUGGUAGUCCAGAAAAAACAAUAGAACGUCGCGAACGAGAAAAGUAUUUUUUAAGUGAUCCAGAAUUACAAAAUAAUAUACCAGUAAAAUAUAAAAGUCAUAAAGAGAUAUAUGAAGAUGCUGUACGAAAAGUAUGUAGAGUUUUAUAUAAACUUAGAAAAUUGCAAGAAACAGGAAAAGCGGGUAUGGAUGAUUUUACUCAUAUUUUUGGAGCUAAACUUGGAUCUGCGAUAUUAAAAGAUGGAAAUCCACUGGUAUUGCAUUAUGCCAUGUUUUUACCAUCUAUUAUGGGACAAGGAACUACAAAACAACAAGAAUAUUGGAUAACUAGAUCUUGGAAUGGUGAUGUUAUAGGAACAUAUGCUCAAACUGAAUUAGGUCAUGGAACAUUUAUCAGAGGUUUAGAAACUACAGCGAUAUACGAUUCUAAAACAAAAGAAUUCAUUUUGAACAGUCCUACUUUAACGUCUUAUAAAUGGUGGCCAGGAGGAUUGGGACAUACUGCAAAUCAUGCGAUAGUUGUUGCACAAUUAUACACACAAGGGGAAUGUAAAGGUAUUCAUCCCUUUAUUGUACAAUUAAGAGAUGUGAAUACACAUGAACCCUUACCAGGUAUUAAAAUUGGAGAAAUUGGUAUAAAAUUGGGAAUGAAUGGUACCAAUAAUGGUUUUCUUGGAUUCGAAAAUUUCAGAAUACCACGAGAGAAUAUGUUGAUGAAGAAUUCUAAGGUUUUAGAAGAUGGAACAUAUGUAAAAGCAUUGAAUGAUAAAUUAACAUAUGGUACAAUGGUAUUCGUUCGAGUAGUGUUAGUAUAUGAUAUCGUAACUUAUUUAUCAAAAGCUGUUACUAUUUCGAUUCGAUAUAGUGCAGUGAGACGUCAGGGUCAAAUAAAUUCGGAAAAACCUGAAGUACAAAUCCUUGAUUAUGUAACACAACAAUACAAAAUUUUUCCUCAUCUUGCUACAUGUUUUGCAUUUAAAAUAACUGCUAAUUGGAUAUGGGACAUGUACAAUGUUAUCAAUGUUGAAAUGGAUCAUGGAGAAUUAGAUAGAUUACCAGAGUUACAUGCUUUGUCAUGUUGCUUAAAAGCAGUUGCAUCUGCAGAUGCAGCAACUGGAGUAGAACAAGUUCGAUUAUCUUGUGGUGGACAUGGGUAUAUGGAUGCUAGUAAUCUUCCAGCAACUUAUGGUUUAGUGACAGCUAUCUGUACCUAUGAAGGAGAAAAUACGGUUUUACUUUUACAAACAGCUAGAUACUUAAUAAAAGUAUGGAAACAAGCUGUUAAUGGCCAAAAAUUACCAGUUACUGUACAAUACCUUUCAAAUGCAGCAAAAAAAAUACAACAACGUCCUUGGAGCAAUAAUUUGGAUUAUAUUGCUGAAGCAUAUUAUACGGUAGCGGCAGGAAUUAUACGUAUAGCAACGGAAAAUAUGGAUCGUAGAAUACAUAAUGGCAUUUCUGCGGAAGAUGCCUGGAAUCAAACUAGUAUCGAAUUAGCUUAUUGUGCAGAGGCACAUUGUCGAGCUUUCAUUGUAAAAACAUUCAUUGAAGGUGUUAAAGGAAUAAGUUCGAUUAGCGAUCAACUAAAACAAGUAUUAUUUCAACUUUGUGAAUUGUAUGUCAUAUAUUGGGUAUUACAAAAACGUGGCGAUUUUCUUCAAUUUUGUUCUAUGAAGCAAAAUGAUGUCCAGAUACUUCAAUCACGUUUAGAAGAAUUAUUGAUGGCAAUCCGUCCAAAUGCUGUGGGUAUCGUUGAUGGUUUUGAUAUCUGUGAUGAAAUUCUUAAUUCAGCUUUAGGCGCUUAUGAUGGUAAUGUUUAUGAACGAUUAUACGCUGAAGCCAUGAAGAGUCCUCUAAAUCAUAAAAGCGUGAAUGAAUCUUUUGAAAAAUAUUUGAAACCAUUUCUUAAAAGCAAUUUAUAAAAUGUUUUUUUUUACAUUUUAAUUUAAAAAAUAAUUUAAGCGAAUUAUAAUUAUUAUAUUUUAUAUAUGAAAAAUUUAACUUCUCCAAGUUUUUUAUAAUUAGCUUCUAUCAAGUAGCUAAUUAUUAUAAUAUAUAUAAAAGACUUCUUUUUAUUGAAAAAUAUUCUUAUAUAUUAUAAGACAGAAAAAAGAAAUCAUCGUUAUAAUCAUUUUAAUAUCGAUUUCUAACAUAUAAUAAUUGUAAUAUAUGUGCAAUGUUAAAGAUAAUUUUAUAAACAUUUAAUUUUUGUUGAAUAUUUAAUGUUUAAAAAAAAAUAUUUUUUACAAAUAUCUUUAUAAUAAUUAUCAAUAUUUCAUAGAGAUUUUAUUUUUACAAAAAAUUUUUUAGGAAUGUAAGAUUAUUUAGGAAUGUAUAGAUUACUCAAUAAAAUGUUUUAGAUAUGUUAUAAAAAGAAUGAUAUUUUCUAUACAAUUUUUACAAUUAAUAAAAUUAUAUUGAAAUAUAAA
Molecule: messenger RNA, 2745 nt
Organism: Apis mellifera (honey bee)
Lineage: Eukaryota; Metazoa; Arthropoda; Insecta; Hymenoptera; Apidae
Product: probable peroxisomal acyl-coenzyme A oxidase 1
Exons: 12
Coding region: 223-2238 (671 amino acids)
Biological process (GO): lipid homeostasis; fatty acid beta-oxidation using acyl-CoA oxidase
Cellular component (GO): peroxisome
Molecular function (GO): acyl-CoA oxidase activity; fatty acid binding; FAD binding
Source: RefSeq, a predicted model, not a curated record